AUGGCACCCACAAGCGAGAAGCGCAAACUCGAAGACCCCAAUGCCCAACAACCGACCCCAGACACGACCGACAAACGCCCGCGCGUGAUCGGACCCUCUCUUCCACCUCCUCAAGCCUCCAACCCCAACUCCGACAACAGUGACAGCGACAGUGAUAGCGACGACGACGACUUCGGCCCGACUCUACCCCCGCCUGAAGGCUCAGUCGACAUUUCAGCCGCGACACAAGCCGCAACAGCGCUAGCGAACGCGGAGAAAGAAAAAGAAGAGCAAGCAGCAGCGAAACCGCAACGCGACGAGUGGAUGCUCCUACCGCCUGAGACCUCAGAUUGGGGAUCGCGGGUUGAUCCGACGAAGUUGCGGAAUCGGAAGUUUCAGAGUGGGAAGGGGGCGGGCUCUGGUGGUGGGAAAGGUGGAGGGGUGGAUGUGUCGUGGACGGAGACGCCGGAGGAGAAGUUGAAGAGGUUGCAGGAUAGUAUUUUGGGGGUUGCUGCGCCGGGGGAGGGGAGAGUGGAUGGGGGUGGGGGUGGGGAGGGAGAUGAGGGGGGAAGGUCGUCGGAGGCUAUGAGGGAGAGGGUUGAGAGGUAUAAUGAGGCCAAGCGGAAAGAUAUUGCGGCCGAGCAUGAGAAGGAGAGGAAAGCUAGGGAGGAGAAGAAGAAAGAGGAGGAGGAUGAUCCUAGCAGCCGCGCUUUUGAUCGAGAGAAGGAUAUGGCUCUGUCUUCGAAAAUUACGGCGUCUCAACGGAGGGAGAUGAUCAAUAAGGCGGGUGAUUUUGGAUCGCGGUUUACGAAGGGGAAGUUCCUCUGA
Aspergillus candidus is the source of this 807-nucleotide messenger RNA. RefSeq names its product GPALPP motifs-containing protein 1. Lineage: Eukaryota; Fungi; Ascomycota; Eurotiomycetes; Eurotiales; Aspergillaceae. The transcript has 2 exons. The record is from RefSeq and is a predicted model, not a curated record. Bases 1 to 807 code for a protein of 268 amino acids.